Messenger RNA from Meleagris gallopavo (turkey), 3855 nucleotides. Lineage: Eukaryota; Metazoa; Chordata; Aves; Galliformes; Phasianidae. The record is from RefSeq and is a predicted model, not a curated record.
UUUGUUUGUACAACCAUGUUCCGAAAUCCUUGGAUCUCCAGCUAUUUGGGAAAUGUUAAACACUCUGAGGAGCAAGAUUUUGACAAAGGAAACUCAGUUAGAUUUAAACCUUCACGAUUGCUCCACAGGAAGAGAGCGUUAAGUUUUCAGAAGGAGUUCUCAUUUGAAGAUAAAGAGGAACUUGCCAACAGCACAAAGGAUAUUGAUGCUAACCUCUUAGCAGUACUUCCAAAAGUUUCAGAAUUAAGAAAACUCUUUGAACCAAACAACCAAGAUUUUUUGGAAAUGAAAAGAAAGGAGAGAAUAGCUAGACGCUUAGAGGGAAUUGAAAAUGAUACGCAACCUAUGCUUCUACAGAACUGCCCGGGGUCAGUCACACACCGUUUACUAGAAGAAGAUACACCAAGGUAUAUGCGUGCAACUGAUCCAUACAGUCAUCACUUAGGAAGAUCAAAUGAAGAGGAGGAAACUUCAGAUUCUUCUGUAGAGAAACAACCCAGAUCAUCCAGAUACCGCAUAGAAACCACAGGAGGAAAUACAGAGUCUUUGUACAGUACAGGAAACAUGGAUACCCAUGAACUAGAGUCUAAAGCAGAAAGAAUAGCUAGGUACAAGGCAGAGAGACGGCGCCAGCUGGCAGAAAAGUAUGGAUUAUCUCUUGAUUCUGAUUUGGAUUCUGACUACUCAUCCAGAUAUUCUCGGGCAAGGAAAGAUCCUGACAGUGUGGAAAGAAAGGGAUUGAGAAGUGAAAGGCAUGAUGAUGAAAACAAGGACUCUGGCUCCUUGUAUUUGUCCAGGACUGAGGUGAAGGAGUCAAAGAGUGUGAUUUCUGAAUCCAGAGAGUGCUCUAAUCGUGAAAAAGAUGGUAUUCCAGCUAAAGAAGAGCUUUCAAAUGAAAAGAGUGAUAAAAGAGCAGAUGAUGACAGUGCCAUUAGACAGGUUUCUGACCCUUCAGCAACACUGGAUAGUUCUGUCUCACUUACACUUUCUGGACGAGAGUCUUCCUCCUGUAAUGAAGUGCCAAUAUCACCAAAACAAACCCCCCGAGAGUCUCUUUCUUCACCAAAGCGGGCAGCCUCACCAAUCCAUUUGCAGAAUGAUCAGCCCUUGCACAGUAACAUCAGACAAAGUAGUGCAGGGAAAGCAAAACCUGAAUGGUUCCUUCAGAAAGAUUCAGAAGGGGACACACCAUCUCUUAUCAGCUGGCCCUCCAGAGUAAAAGUUAGAGAGAAACUGGUGAAAGAGGAAAGUGCACGUGGAAGCCCUGAACCUGUCACAGACAGUGUAUCUCAGAGAAAAUCCCAGCCAGUGCCAGCCCACUACAUGCCUCUUCAGACAGAAACAUCUGCCUUUGACAGGGUUCUCAAUCAGCCCGUCAGCGCGGUCCGCCAACCAAUACAUGGCUAUAUUCAGCCUGCUGGCGUUGCACACACAGCUCAGCUGAUGGCAACAGAAGAACCAGAAAACAUCUUUGUUGGCAGCCGCCUCCUUCCAGACAGUGUCAGCCCCUUAACAAAAUCAUCAGCAGCCACUGCACUGGAGGGUGAAAAGAAAGAGGCGCUGGCUUAUGGAGUAAAGCCUGGCGAAGAGGAAUCCCCGGAGGGCGAGCAGGCUUCCAAAGGCAGAAGGCCAAUUUUGCCAUCUGAGAUUCGCAAACAAGGGAAGAGCCAUGAAGGCCUAUUUGGAGGAGAAGACCUGGAUACCGGUGUGGGGAGUUCAUCUGCAGGCAAGCCAAAGGUUGGCUCAGAUGUUCAGCAGGAGCAGGAGUGCAGAAAUAAGCAGGCGCCUGAGCAGCAGCUGAAGACACCUGAGAACAUGGAGAGGAGCGAAGCUGUCAUGUACAUACAGAGCGGGUCUGUAUCGCAGCCGGCGCAGGCAAAAGGCCCUGUUUGGAAGGUGUCAAAGCAUAAAGUCCUGACUCGCUCAAUGUCUGACUAUACUGUGCCUCCUAAGCUAGAAGCUUUUCAUAGUAAGAGCAUGGAAGCAAACGCAGCAAAUGGCGAGAUGGGCAUGGUUGACACAAAGGUCUCUGUUGCCCAGCUCCGUAAUGUCUUUCUGGAAACUGCUCAUGCCAGCAAGAAAACAGACCUCGAAUCUCGGUUUGAGAUGUCAACGUCAGGCAGCGCUUUGCCUGCUGGUGGUGACCGUGAAAGAGGGCCGCGAAGGCCAAGGCGCUAUUUCACUCCUGGUGAAAAUAGAAAGACUUCUGAGCGAUUUAAAACCCAACCUAUAACAUCAGCAGAACGAAAGGAGAUGGAUAGGUCCGUUUUGUGUGCAGAAAUACCAACUGCUGACGACGAAGAAAAAUUAGAUGACCGAGCCAAACUAAGUGUAGCUGCAAAGAGGCUGCUUUUUAGAGAAAUGGAAAAAUCUUUUGAAAUGAAGAAUAUUCCUAAACCACCUACGAGAAGCUCAGCAGUAGAGAGAAGAAUGCGGCGUUUGCAGGACAGAUCACACACGCAGCCAAUUACCAGUGAGGAAGUGGUCAUUGCAGCUACUGAAACUACCCCUGCUUCACGUUCUGUGAAUACCCACACAGUAGUGACAAGAGUACCUAGUCCCACUGUAGUUAAGAGCACUGUACAACCUACCAGCUUGCAGGCAUCAGCACACCAAAAAAUAUUAGCUAAAGAGGAGAUAAGAGCAGCCAAAGAGGCUAUGGGGCAAGAUCAAUCCGAUGAACCAGAUUCUUCCACAUUAAGCUUGGCGGAAAAGAUGGCUUUGUUUAACAAACUGUCUCAGCCAGUAUCCAGGGCUAUAUCCACAAGGAGUCGAGGAGAUAUUAGGCACAGGAGGAUGAAUACUCGUUACCAGACCCAGCCAGUCACUCUUGGAGAAGUUGAGCAGAUGCAAUGGAAAAAGAGUAAACCGGUUCAAAACGAAAGUGGAAAACUUACUCCCCUGUCAAGUACAGUUUCAACAUCAGUUUCAGCAAUGGCUUCUGCCCUUUCUGCACUGUUUGCUGGAGACGUGCAUGCAAAGCCACGUAGUGAUGGAAGUGUGAGUGCUGCCACAAAAGAUGAUUUGAGAUUCCAUGCUUCAGCAGAAAGCUCAGACUCAUCAGGAAAACGCACACAGAAGUCAGAACAGUGGCAGCCCUCAAUGGAAGUGCUAGAAAGCAAAAGAGCAUCAAAGAAGCAUGACGAAGAGGGAAAGAGGUUUCUAGCACAUGAGGCUAAUGAAAUUAGAAAGUACAGCUCCUUUGAGGAUGAAACCACACAUCCUGUUCUUGAAAAAACAGGAGACUACCAUAAAGAGGCAGCCUACAGCUUCCUGAGGAAAGGCAGCAUGGAACUGUUUAGUUCACAACCACUUUUUCAGCCUCUUGAAAGGAAGGAAAUUGAUACCAUGCAAGACCAUGUUGAGCCUACUACUGAACUCACCAGCAUGCCAGCAACGAGGACGCUUUCACAGAGUGCAGCUGUGCCAUCCUGUAGGCUACAGGAGCUGUCUGAACAACUGGAGGGAAAAUUCUACAAGAAUUCCUGUGAGAUGUUUUCUGCUGGAGAGAGCAAAAUGCAGACAACUGAGGAUGCCCUUGAUAGUUCCAGCAAAACGAUGUCAAUUAAGGAAAGGUUGGCAUUGCUGAAGAAGAGUGGUGAAGAAGAUUGGAAGAGCAGGCUGAGUAAAAAGCAGGAAUAUGCAAAAGUGUCUGCCACUGAUCGUAGUGCACAGAUGCAAGAAGUUGAGCAGCUGUUGAGGAAGGAACCUGUAUAUGCUUCUACUUACUCUCCUGUUAUACCUGCUGUCCAUAAAUUUCAUCCUUUUCUACCUAUUAAUCAGGUGAGCAAAAGUCUGCACAGUUCAAAUGCUCAACAGUGUCCAUUAGACUCAUUCUGACUUUUUUUUUUAAUA